AUAAUUUUCUAUUUUUUAGGCAAAGUUUAUAAAGGGCAACUUACACAACCUAACAAGAAAACUGUCAAUGUUGCCAUCAAAGCGUUAAAAGAAAAUGCGUCACUUAAAACGCAGCAAGACUUUAAACGUGAAAUUGAAUUAAUCUCGGAUCUCAAGCACCAAAAUAUUGUUUGUAUAUUAGGGGUUAUUUUAAAUAAAGAGCCUUACUGCAUGCUCUUUGAAUAUAUGGCAAAUGGCGACUUACAUGAGUUUCUAAUAUCGAAUUCACCAAUUGAAAAUAAAUCCUUAUUACAAUUGGAAUUUUUAAAAAUAGCAAUGCAAAUAAGUGAAGGAAUGGAGUAUCUAUCAGGUCAUCACUAUGUACAUCGAGACUUGGCAGCUAGAAACUGUUUGGUCAAUGAUGGGUUGAUUGUGAAAAUAUCUGAUUUUGGAUUGUCGCGAGAUAUUUACAGCUCUGAUUAUUAUAGAGUGCAAUCAAAAUCAUUACUUCCAGUUCGAUGGAUGCCCUCUGAGUCAAUUUUAUACGGGAAAUUCACAACUGAAAGUGAUAUAUGGUCAUUUGGCGUAGUUCUCUGGGAAAUAUAUAGUUAUGGAAUGCAGCCCUAUUGUGGUUACAGUAAUCCAGAGGUGAUAAAUUUAAUUAGAUCCCGCCAGUUACUAUCUUGCCCAGAUAAUUGCCCAACUGCAGUCUAUUCUCUGAUGAUUGAAUGUUGGCAUGAACAAGCUGUAAAACGUCCCACAUUUUCAGAUAUUUCACAUCGAUUGAAAACGUGGUACGAUGGCCAUGUCAAAAUCAGUUACCAAAAAUCAUAAAUAAAUUAAUAUACAUAUGUAA
Molecule: messenger RNA, 835 nt
Organism: Drosophila arizonae
Lineage: Eukaryota; Metazoa; Arthropoda; Insecta; Diptera; Drosophilidae
Gene: Ror
Product: Tyrosine-protein kinase transmembrane receptor Ror
Biological process (GO): multicellular organism development; positive regulation of kinase activity; protein phosphorylation
Cellular component (GO): plasma membrane; signaling receptor complex
Molecular function (GO): transmembrane receptor protein tyrosine kinase activity; Wnt-protein binding; ATP binding
Source: RefSeq, a predicted model, not a curated record